Soboliphyme baturini is the source of this 681-nucleotide messenger RNA. NCBI's taxonomy places the organism in Eukaryota, Metazoa, Nematoda, Enoplea, Dioctophymatida, Soboliphymatidae. The record is from the annotation of a GenBank genome assembly.
CACUUUAGCAAUUCAUCUGCCGCUCCUUACUGCACGAAUAUCAAAGACAAGGGCAGUUGGAAACACAUGAAGACGACGUGCAGUGUGAAUCGCGAUUCGCUGGCCUUGUGUCAUCUUAUCGAAUACCAGGAAAUGCUCCCAGCCGAAUAUCAAAAUUUUGAUCAUUUGGAUGGUGUGCCUGAGGAAGCGCUAGUGAGGUACGGCGGAUCCGUCGAACUUGCUGACUAUUGUCCGUACCCACAGGAGUUCGAGUGGAAAAACGCUGAAAACAACCAAAGAGAUUCCAGAUGUAGUUUUACUGCCAAUGCGCCAGGUGAAUUUUCUGACCGCCACAGUCUGAAACUGUACACCUUUGAUAGCCCCGGAACUAAAUGGUGCUCUGGAGGACAUUUUUGCCAAGAAGGUCGUCUCUGGCUAAGCCUGCUCAACGGAACUUCCGUUUAUCCGUGCUAUAAGGCGGGUCAGUUGAUUAUGAUUCGUCAGGUGCUAAAACAUUGGUUACAUAGCGGCACCAUCGUUUGCCCUGCUUGCGCGGAACUGUGUGAAAAUUGUGUUUCCGAGACAGAGCCGCCUCAUGCUGUAGGCGACGAGCCAAAGCAGCUCAUUUGUGGUGCGGAAACGCUGUUUUUUUGUCGUAGUUUAUUUAUUCCUGUUUUGCUCUACCUUUAUUUUCUUUCUUGA